Molecule: messenger RNA, 1035 nt
Organism: Miscanthus lutarioriparius
Lineage: Eukaryota; Viridiplantae; Streptophyta; Magnoliopsida; Poales; Poaceae
Source: the annotation of a GenBank genome assembly
AUGGCGUCCACGCCACGGACGCCGGCGCCGGCGCCUGAGAGGGCGCCGCCGCCCGUGCCCACUCCUCCUCCGCCUGUGGAGACGCCCCCGCCGCCGUCGCCCUCAUCGUCACAGCCGGGCGACGAGUACCACACGCCGGCGCCGUCUCUGGCCGACGGGUCGCCGCGGGAGGAGGCCAGCUUCCCCAGCGACGGGAACGGGAGGGAAGGAGGAGCGCCGCCGAGGAGCCCGCAGCUCUCGCCCAUGCGCCUCGCCGCGCCGCGCCUCCUGCUGCCGCCGCCCAGCCCCCGCACCCCCACCGGGCAAAACGGGCAGGAAGAACAAGAGGGGAGCGCUGAGGCCGCGGCGGCGGGAACGGCGGAGCCGGCACGCGAGCCGCUCCGCCUGGCGACGAAGGGCCUCGCCCGGUCGCCGUCGUCGUCGCAGAGGUCGCUGGCCACCACCAACUCCUCCCCUUCUCCGCCGCCGUCGCCGCUGAUUCCCGCCGCGCCCGUGGUCAACAGCAGCAUCAGCGGCAACAACAACAGGAGCGGCCAGAGCACGCACAAGCGCGCGGCGGAGACGAAGCUGCCGCUGUCAUCGUUGCCGCCCGCGGCCACGGCCGCGAUCGCGGUGCAGCACUUCAACCCGGUCGAGGAGGCCGUGACGUCGCCGCUGCACCUCGGCCAGGCGCAGCGGCUCGACCACUACCACCACCAGCAGCAGCAGGAGCAGCACGCGGCGGCGGCCGCGGAGAACGGGGGAUCCGUGCCCCGCGACGUGGCGGCCGCGGUCGCGGUCGGCCAGCGGAGGGAGCUGUCGGUGACGCUGCGCCUGGCCACGGCGUUGCUCAGCCUCGCGGCCUUCUCGGUCAUCGCCAGCGCCCGCACGACCGGAUGGGCCGGCGACUACUACGCCCACCACCUGCAGUUUAGGUUCGGCACGGACGCCUUCAACAGGAAGAUCACCAGCGCCCUGUGGCUGUCCUUCAUUGCGUUCCUGAUGCUCGCUCUGAACGCGCUCAUCUCCACAGCUAAUCUCUUCAGCAUGCUCUGA